Danaus plexippus (monarch butterfly) is the source of this 2483-nucleotide messenger RNA. It is a transcript of the gene Fmr1, whose product is annotated as FMR1 autosomal homolog 1 homolog A. Gene Ontology annotation, cellular component: postsynaptic density; axon; membrane. Bases 112 to 1845 code for a protein of 577 amino acids. Lineage: Eukaryota; Metazoa; Arthropoda; Insecta; Lepidoptera; Nymphalidae. Gene Ontology annotation, molecular function: translation regulator activity; protein homodimerization activity; mRNA 3'-UTR binding. Gene Ontology annotation, biological process: anterograde axonal transport; positive regulation of translation; regulation of translation at postsynapse, modulating synaptic transmission. The record is from RefSeq and is a predicted model, not a curated record. The transcript has 14 exons.
UUGAGAAGAAGUAAUAUCGUCUAUGCGUGAAUACUCGCAAAUGAUUGGCUAGCAAUUUCUCUUGGAGCUUCAUUCUCGCUCUGAAAACGCCAAAUACGCUUUCAAACCAAAAUGGAGGAUUUGUCGGUCGAGGUGUACGGUGAAAAUGGUGCUUACUAUAAGGCCAUUGUCACCGACGUGCUCGACAACGAGGUCCUUGUAGCUUUCGAAAAUGAUUGGCAGCCGGAAUCUAAGUUUUUGUUCUCUCAAGUGUUCCUACCACCUAAGGAUUCUGGCAAACACACAGAUUUUGUGGAGAAUCAAGAGGUCGAAGUAUUCGCGAGGUCAAAUGAAAAGGAAGCAUGUGGGUGGUGGACAGCAAAUAUUAAGAUGAUCAGAGGCGAGUUCCUAGUGAUCGAAUACCUCGAGUGGGACAACUGUUACACUGAGAUCGUGCCCAAGGACCGGCUGAGGGUCAAGACGCCGAAGACGCCCAUAGAUAAAAACACCUUCCACAAGUUCGAAAUCACAGUUCCCGAUGAUCUCAAGGACUACGUUCACGACAUCCACAGCGCGAAGGUGGAGAACGCUCACAAGGAGUUCCAGAAGGCCAUCGGAGCCGCGCUCGUGUGGUUCGUGCCCGAGAGGGGCGCGCUGGCCGUCAUCUCGCGCUGCGACACCUCGCAGAGGAGGGCGCAGAUGCUGCAGGAGAUGCACUUCAGGAACCUAACGCAAAAGCUGCUACUACUUAAAAAGACUGAAGAGGCCGCGAGACAGCUAGAAUCCACUAAAAUACACAAUCAGGGCGGAUACACGGACGAGUUCAGUGUGCGGGAGGAGCUCAUGGGACUCGCCAUCGGCACACACGGCGCGAAUAUACAGCAAGCGAGGAAGGUGGCCGGCAUCACCAACAUCGAGCUCGAGGAGAUUUCCUGCACCUUCAAGAUAUGCGGGGAGUCACUGGAGGCGGUGCGUGCGGCGCGCUGCCUGCUGGAGUACGCGGAGGAGUCCAUAAAGGUGCCGCGCGCGCUAGUCGGGAAGGUCAUCGGCAAGAACGGGAAGGUCAUCCAGGAGAUCGUGGACAAGAGCGGCGUGGUACGCGUCAAGGUGGAGGGCGACAAUGAGCCGCAGCCGUCCGCGCCGCGGGAGGAGGGCAUGGUGCCCUUCGUGUUUGUCGGCACCAGGGAAAACAUCGCCAACGCCAAGGUUCUGGUCGAGUAUCACGUGGCACACCUCAAGGAGGUGGAACAGCUCCGCGCGGAGAAGUUGGAAAUAGAUCAGCAGCUGCGGAUGGUCACGGGCGGAGUCGCAGGGGCGUACCCUCCGCCUCGGGGAGCCCCCGCCGCGCGGCCCAGGAGGCCCAGGCUACCGCACACGAGAUACCCCGCGGGUGGCCGCCGCACUACUCCUGAACUGGGGGACGAGCGUGGAGAUGCACAACGGACGAGGACACGACCGCACAGACCCAACAGGUCGAGCGAACGUCGCGGGGAGGAGCGCCGCGUGCCGCUGGAGAACGGCCGGGCGCACGGACGGCCGCCGCGGGACAACAGGGACAACAGGGACGUGAGUGGUCGGCGGCGCGCCGGAGACGACGGGCCAGCUCCAGACGGACACGACGCCUCCACCGACCGGGAGUCAGCGUCCGGGGAGGAGACCACCGGCCAGGGGGGGGAGCAGCGCGCGCGGGGGGCGCGGAGGAGGAGAGGAGGCGGGUGGAAGAAUGGCGUGGGCGGCGCGGGCGCGGGUGCAGGGGGAGCGACGCCGGCGGCGGGCACGACGGGCGCGGGCCCAGGCGGCGCCGCCAAGGCCCGCCGCGAGCCCGCCAAGCCCAAGGCCGAGCCGCUGCUGAACGGCACCGCGUAGUGCGGCCCCACUCACUCGUAUUAUGCUUUCGUAAGAGAUUCGUGAUUUGUAUUCCUGAUUAUUCGAUAUACGACACAGAGCGACGCGCGCCCCGCCUCGCCUCGGGAGUCGGGUACUGUGAUACAUUAUUGCCGGGACAUCACUUCCCACACGUACGACCGCUUCACGUCCCCGUCGUGGACUCACUCGGCUCUACCGGGCGGCGCCGCAGCGGCGGGCGCGGACAGGCCGGGGCCUGCGCCGACGCCGCUGGGGCGCCGCUCUUCUUACAUUGUAAUCCAUGUUAGGUACGAAUUGUAAAUGCCAUUAGUGUAUUUUGAUAUGUUUCUACAGAUAUUUGUUUUGUUCAACGAUUCAACUGAUUUUGCGUGAUGUCGAGUUUUGGACGAUUUCGUAGGACGUUCGUAGUCGUAGGAACGGAAUACAACAGACAAACAAACGAGGUACAUCCGCGUGUACGUUAUAAGGUUGACUCUGAUUCAUUACUGACUUCGUUUUUCUUUUAUAUUUGUAAAAAAACAUUGUGUUUUGUUUUUUCUAUGAGUAGAAAUAUGUUGCCUUUAUUUAUUUCUCUUUACAUAUAAAAAACAUACUCUGAUUUGUCUAGAGCUAUUAUAUCUAAUAAACUUUGGAACUGA